Messenger RNA from Nannospalax galili (Upper Galilee mountains blind mole rat), 2425 nucleotides. RefSeq names its product ryanodine receptor 2. NCBI's taxonomy places the organism in Eukaryota, Metazoa, Chordata, Mammalia, Rodentia, Spalacidae. The record is from RefSeq and is a predicted model, not a curated record. Gene Ontology annotation, molecular function: calcium ion binding; ryanodine-sensitive calcium-release channel activity. Gene Ontology annotation, cellular component: calcium channel complex; smooth endoplasmic reticulum; Z disc. Gene Ontology annotation, biological process: calcium ion transport; transmembrane transport; intracellular calcium ion homeostasis.
GGCCCUUGCACUGGAAAUCAGCAGAGCUUGGCACACAGCAGGCUCUGGGAUGCGGUUGUAGGCUUCCUUCACGUAUUUGCCCACAUGCAGAUGAAGCUGUCUCAGGAUUCCAGUCAAAUCGAGCUCUUGAAAGAACUCAUGGACCUCCAGAAGGACAUGGUGGUCAUGUUGCUGUCCAUGUUAGAAGGUAAUGUUGUGAAUGGAACAAUUGGCAAACAGAUGGUGGACAUGCUGGUGGAGUCUUCCAACAAUGUAGAGAUGAUACUCAAGUUCUUUGACAUGUUCCUGAAACUAAAGGACUUGACAUCCUCUGACACAUUUAAAGAGUAUGACCCUGAUGGCAAAGGGGUCAUUUCCAAGCGGGACUUCCACAAAGCCAUGGAGAGUCACAAGCACUAUACCCAGUCAGAGACCGAGUUUCUGCUGUCUUGUGUGGAGACCGAUGAAAACGAAACACUGGACUACGAAGAGUUCGUCAAGCGGUUCCAUGAGCCAGCAAAGGACAUCGGCUUCAACGUCGCUGUCCUGCUGACCAACCUCUCCGAGCACAUGCCCAAUGACACGCGGCUGCAGACCUUCCUGGAACUAGCGGAGAGCGUGCUCAACUACUUCCAGCCCUUCCUGGGCCGCAUCGAGAUCAUGGGCAGCGCCAAGCGCAUCGAGAGGGUCUAUUUUGAGAUCAGCGAGUCUAGCCGAACCCAGUGGGAGAAGCCACAGGUCAAGGAAUCCAAGAGGCAGUUUAUAUUCGACGUGGUCAAUGAGGGAGGCGAGAAGGAGAAGAUGGAGCUGUUUGUGAACUUCUGCGAAGACACCAUCUUCGAGAUGCAGCUGGCCGCUCAGAUCUCAGAGUCAGAUCUGAACGAGAGGUCAGCCAGCAAAGAGGACAGCGAGGAGAGGCCGGAACAGCAGGCGCCCAGGAUGGGCUUCUUCUCCCUCUUCACCGUGCAGUCGGCCCUGUCCGCGCUCAGGUACAACCUCCUGACACUGGUGCGGAUGCUCAGCUUGAAGAGCCUGAAGAAGCAGAUGAAGAGGCUGAAGAAGAUGACGGUGAAGGACAUGCUGGCCACAUGCUUCUCGUCCUACUGGAGCGUGCUCCUCAUCCUGGUGCACUUCGUGGCCAGCGUCUGCAGGGGCUUUGCACGCAUUGUCUGCAGCCUGCUGCUGGGGGCCAGCCUGGUGGAAGGUGCUAAGAAGAUCAAGGUGGCUGAGCUUCUCGCCAACAUGCCGGACCCCACUCAAGACGAGGUCCGGGGAGAUGAAGAGGAAGGAGAGAGAAAACCCUCAGAGACUGCCUUGCCCUCUGAAGACCUGACAGACUUAAAAGAACUCACAGAGGAAAGCGACCUCCUGUCAGACAUAUUUGGCUUGGAUCUGAAGCGGGAAGGCGGGCAGUACAAACUCAUUCCUCACAAUCCGAAUGCUGGCCUCAGCGACCUCAUGUCCAACCCAGUCCCCGUCCCUGAGGUGCCAGAAAAAUUUCAGGGACAAAAGGCAAAAGAAGAGGAAAAGGAAGAAAAAGAGGAAAUGAAAUCUGACCCUGAAAAGUCUGAGGGGCAAGAUGGAGAGAAAGAAGAAAAGCCCAAAGACGACAAGAGCAAGCAGAAGUUGCGGCAGCUUCACACACACCGCUAUGGGGAACCCGAGGUGCCAGAGUCGGCGUUCUGGAAGAAAAUCAUAGCCUAUCAGCAGAAACUCCUGAACUAUUUUGCCCGCAACUUUUACAACAUGAGGAUGUUGGCCCUGUUUGUCGCGUUCGCCAUCAACUUCAUCCUUCUCUUCUAUAAGGUCUCCACUUCUUCUGUGACUGAGGGAAAGGAGCUGCCCACCCGGAGCCCCAGCGACAGCGUGAAAGUGACCAGCAGUCUGGACAGCAGCUCGCCCAGAAUCAUCGCCAUUCACUAUGUCCUGGAGGAGAGCAGCGGCUACAUGGAGCCCACCCUGCGCAUCCUAGCUGUCCUCCACACCGUCAUCUCCUUCUUCUGCAUCAUUGGAUAUUACUGCUUGAAAGUCAUUUCCCAACAACUACUGGGAUAAGUUUGUUAAAAGAAAGGUGAUGGAUAAAUAUGGAGAGUUUUAUGGCCGAGACAGAAUCAGCGAGUUACUGGGCAUGGAUAAGGCUGCGUUGGACUUCAGCGAUGCAAGGGAGAAGAAGAAACCAAAGAAGGAUAGCUCCUUGUCUGCUACUGAACUCUAUUGACGUGAAGUACCAGAUGUGGAAACUGGGAGUUGUGUUCACAGACAAUUCCUUCCUCUACCUAGCCUGGUAUAUGACCAUGUCCAUCCUCGGACACUAUAACAACUUUUUUUUUGCUGCUCAUCUUCUUGACAUUGCAAUGGGAUUCAAGACCUUGCGAACCAUCCUGUCUUCAGUCACUCACAACGGCAAACAGCUUGUGCUAACCAUUGGCCUGUUAGCCGUUGUUGU